UUCAGCAAGCUCUGAGUUUAUUUUCAACAGUUAAUUCUAGUUAAUUUCACACUCGUUUCGUCAAGGUUUUCUCUUUUUUGGUCUUAAAUUUUAUUGUCUAUACAAAGAAAUGUUUUAUAAAUCUAUAAAGAUUUUUCGUUAGUACAUGCAAUACUGUUAGAAACUGUUUGGCUUCUGCUUCAAAAUUUCACGUUAAUUGGAAGAGCAAUCGGCAGUUUUGGCGAGUAGCCGAGCCACCCACCCAACACCCACCGGACACAGAAGGGAGGGAGGCCGCUGAGGAAGGUCACCAUUGCGCGAACGCAACGGACCACGGCCGCACCUACUCCCAAGCCUAAGCUAACGUACAUAGAAACGGAAAAAGGAAAGACCGAAGGAAACUCUAUCGACCUUGGAGGCGGAGAAGGAGGAGCAGUAGCCAGCAGUAUGACACAGAGCGCGCCGGGCGGAUUUUCCGGACCUGGAAACCGCAACCGGUACUAUAAUCCUGUCUCCAAGAUCCAAUCACUUAUUCACAAUCUUGAUGCUGAACUAGUGCAGCUCUGCAAGCAGUGCUCCGUGCCAAAGCCCUUGACCACCAAUAAUGGAAGUGGGACCAGCUAUGCCCAUAACUACGCCCACGGCACAGGACCUUUGGGCUCUGGGACAAUAACCAGCUCCAACAUUCCUAUGCAUGGCGGUUUCAGCAGCGGUCAGUAUCGACCGGAAAGCAUCGGCAACCUGCUGGCCCGGGCCCGUUCGUCCAGCUUGACGGCCCGGCCUCCGACGACCAGCUCGCCGAUGGCGCCGGAUGCCCACAAGCGUCAGAUGCGCAACGUUUACCGGACACGGGUGAUCGACGCUUACCGAAAUCGACGAAUCUUCACCGUAUACGGGAACUAUCACACGGUGAGGCGGGCAUUGAUGCGGCGCGGUUGGCUGGAGAAACUGCCAGCGGCUCGGCACGCCAAGUUGCAGAACAUGUCGGAAGAUGCGCUGCUGGAGCAUGCCCGGCGAGGCAACGACUACGAGGCGGUGGUUAUCUCCAAGAUGAUCAAUCAUUUCCCGGCCUUUUUCAUCUGGCAGGGUAAGGGUCAGCGCGACCUUUGCGCUGAGGUGCGUCCUUUCAGGAAUCGUGUGCGCCGCAGCCAGUUCUUAGACUUCUCGACCAAGGUGGGCUUAGUUGGAUGUGCCGAACAAGAGCGAUGGUACCGUGAGGACGGUGUCUGCGGGAUGAGUUAUCCGCGAUUCUACCGUCUUGGCGGAAACAAUCUCGAGGAGCGCAUGGCCUUCAUCGAGGAUUACCAGCAGACCCAGGCACGCUCCUUGCUACUGUACGUGAAGGAACAUCACCCGUCGGAAAUGAUCAGCGACACGGGAACUAUAUCUAGCACUACCAUUGAUUUUGCCCUGGCCAAGGUGAAAAAGAUGGUACGCCAGGCGGAGCAUUACUCCCUGGACGAUGCUCGCAUCAAACCGCCCACUCCCGCCGAAAUUGUCGAGAAUCAGACGUUCAUGGUCCAGUCCACCGAUGUGCUCAAAUCCAACGCCAAGUUCAAGAUCAGCGAGAAGGUGAUGGCCGAGUACGCUCGACUUGCGGGUAUCUACCUCGACCAGAUUGAAUCGCUACGCCCGGACUACCGCUGGGAUGGCAGCCGCAACCUUUGGAUCUUAAAGCCUGGCUACCAGUCGCGAGGUAUUGGUAUUGUGAUCCGCAGCUCCCUGGACGAUAUCCUGCAGUGGACAUCAAACAAUCAGAAUAAGAAGUACAUUGUCCAGAAGUACAUAGAGCGACCCCUCCUCGUUUACCGCACCAAAUUCGACAUCCGGCAGUACAUGCUGCUGACAAUUACGGAAACGAAGGUGAGCAUCUGGAUGUACCGCGAUUGCUACCUGCGCUUCAGCUCCCAGGAGUUCACCAUGGACGAUCUGCGGGAGUCGAUCCAUUUGACCAACAACUCGGUUCAGAAGCGUUACAAGAACAAGCAAAACCGCGAUACACGGCUUCCAAAGCACAACAUGUGGUCCCUGGACCAGUUCAAGAGCCAUCUCCACCAUGUGGGUGCCCCGGACGGCACGUGGACAAAGAUCUACAACGGAUUCAAGCAAAACCUGGUGGCGGUGGUGAUGGCCAGUAUUGACGAGACGGAGUUGGUGCAGAACGCAUUCGAACUGUAUGGGUGCGAUUUUAUGGUGGACGAGCAUUACAACCCCAUUCUGAUUGAGAUUAACUCAACUCCGGAUCUGUCACCCUCGACGGAGAUCACAGCCAGGAUCUGUCCCAUGGCUCUGAAGGACUGUAUUCGGGUGGUAGUGGAUCUGCCCAAGAACUCUUCUGCUGGCACCGGACUCUUUGAACGGGUCUUUGAGGUCAACUACAGCAUAAACAAGGGGUCGGACGGAAAGCCGCUGGAGCUUAACGGCACACAAAUGACCCUGUUCGAAAAUCUGCCAAAGAUGAGGAACAGCCCGCGGACACGGCUUCUGCGCAAAAUAUUAAACAACGUAAAGACCUCCAACAGCAGGAAACUGGAUAAAGCCAAGGAACCGCAGAUAAAACCCAUUAAGGGCAUACCCAUCAAGUCCGCCAGGAAAAAGAAAGUUGAUUCGAAGGCGAGUUCAAGUGCGCCCUCAGUACAACCUUCCUCUCAUAACGUGUCACCCAAAACUAUCCUAAAUCCAACAACUCGCGAAAAUCUUGCACUACAAUAUACCGCACCAAAAUAAAAAUUUGAAGGCAUAUGGUAAAUAUAUUUAAGAUGGGACCUUACAUUAAUUAUAUUCCUCGAAACUGUAUUAGUGAACACUUUUAAAAUUCCACUAAGUAAUAACCAUAAUCACACCCCCAAGUAUGAACAAAAUAUUUUCAAGAAAUAAAAGCUUUAUCCGAAUCGUGAAUUCUGUUUAAAAACUGCCAUGACGACCUAUAACAAAAUAAGCGAUUUAAUGAUGCGUUAUUUUUGGCUACUAAGUCUUCAAGAAUGCAUCUUUAAAAGGGCAGCAGAAACCAAGAAUAUGCAUAUAAAGCUUUCUUUAAAUUUAUUGAACAAAAAAUAUUUAUAUUUUGGGGUUAUAAUGUUAGAACAAUCCGAGAGACUUCAUAUUCUGCCCACACAUGACCACAUGCUGCUUUCGGAUAUUGGGACACCCUCCAUCUCACGAUGUUAUACCACAAAAUAUAAAUGUAGCAAUAAAAUUCGAUAUUAUUUUUUUA
Molecule: messenger RNA, 3193 nt
Organism: Drosophila ananassae
Lineage: Eukaryota; Metazoa; Arthropoda; Insecta; Diptera; Drosophilidae
Gene: TTLL3B
Product: tubulin glycylase 3B
Exons: 4
Coding region: 427-2706 (759 amino acids)
Biological process (GO): cilium assembly; cilium movement; protein polyglycylation
Cellular component (GO): cilium
Molecular function (GO): protein-glycine ligase activity, initiating
Source: RefSeq, a predicted model, not a curated record